AUGGGCGCCAAUCUUUCCCUACUAGCGCCUCAUGCCCAUACCGUGGCAUUACGUUCAUAUGUGGAUGUCCUACCAGGCUACAAAUUUCUUGAUGUCAUCAAUGACUCUCGUUUUCUCAAGACAAUCAGAGUAUAUGACACCAACUCUGGAUGUCUUCUUGUGGUGAAGUUGUUCAUUAAGCCACCGCAAGUGGGAAUCACUCUCAACAAAGUUGCAGAGGCACUUUCUCAAGAAUCUAGGCUUCUCGCUCAAUAUCCAAACGUUCUCCCUUGGAAGCGUAUCAUUGAAACAGAUCUGGCUGGAUACUUGGUCCGACAGUUGGGAAGAACAAACAUUUACGAUCGAAUUUCGCUAAGACCGUUUUUGGCACCUAUAGAAAAACUGUGGAUUGUGUUUCAAUUGCUCAAGACUGUUGAAUUGCUCCAUACUCACCUUCAUACCGUUCAUGGAGAUAUCAAGACAGAAAACAUCUUGGUGACCAGCGCCAAUUGGGUGGUUCUUACAGACUUUUCACAGCACACCAAGCCAGUGUUGUUACCGGACGACAAUCCUAGUGAAUUUGUCUUCUAUUUCGAUAGUUCCGAUAGGAGAUCCUGUUACGUUGCCCCAGAGAGGUUCUAUCUGAAGAAGUCGCCUUCCAAAGAGUCGACGGCUCUCACUGACUCAAUGGACUUAUUCUCACUUGGCUGUGUCAUUGCUGAGCUAUACAUGGAUGGAGAACCUACGUUCACACUUUCAGAUUUGUAUCGGUAUAAGAGAAACGACUUCCAACCCAAUCUAGGAGCGAUUUCCGACCUCAACAUGCGUCAGAUGGUGAAGGAUCUUUUAAGUAUCGAUCCCAAUGAAAGGCCGCUGGCUUCACAAUUGCUAGAAAAGUAUAGAGGAUCUUGCUUCCCUGACUAUUUCUACGACUACUUGUAUGAUUUCAUGUACGAGAUGAACAGUACGGAGAACUUCACGGUGCCCGACGAUAAUGUGGACAACUGCUCACCUAGCGACUUGCGCAUAGACCGGAUUUAUGAAACCUUCAGCAAAGCCAGCAGAUCAUUUGGAUACACUUUUGAAAAGCAUAAACAAAGUGAAUUUGGUCCAAAGUUUCCAGCUUUACGUCUCGGCUUGAAAGGCAUCCCUGAAAAUUAUGUUAUUCAAUCUUCUUCUGAAUUAAGAGGAACAUACCCCGAAGACAAUGGUGCACUAAUUGUUCUUGAUCUCAUUUGCACACUUUUAGCUUCAACAAAGAGACCCGAGUCAAGAGUCAAGGCAAUUGAACUUAUUCUAGCAUAUUCCGAACGAAUAAGUGAUUCAGAAAAGUUGGAUAGGCUGCUUCCUUAUCUCUGCAGCUUGAUCGACGAUUUUCUUGAUGAAUCAUCUGCCCAAGUCGAGGAACCAUCCAUUCACAACACCAAUUUUGCAACCGAUUCCAAAUAUUCAACCAGAGUGGCAUCCACCUCGUUGCUAGCAAUAACUUCACUAUUGGCGACAUGUUCUAGUAUCAAUGCAAUUAAUGCUUUGACAUUUCCUGAAUAUUUGAACCCCAGAUUCAAGAACAUCGCUUUCCUCAAUUGUCCUAAUUAUGAUGAAGCUACAUACAUUAAGUCUACAUUAGCAACGUGCCUCCCUUACCUUGCAAGAAUAUCAGAAAAGUUUGCAGCAUUCGCCAGAGCGUAUGAUGACGACACUGGUAAGCAAAUCAACGGGGAUAACGGCGAAUUGGGAUCUUACGAGAUUCCCAGAUCGAGGACAGAAAUUGACUUUAAAGACAUAGCAGAAGCUCUCCUCAUUGAUAGGAGUGUCAAUUUGAGAAUAUGCCUCGUCAAUCAUAUACUUCCACUUUGUCAAUACUUUGGAGUGGAUAGAACCAAUGACAUUAUCUUGCCACACUUGAUAACUUACUUGAAUGAUUCUAAUUACCAACUUCGACUUGCCUUCCUAUCGUCUAUCAUUGAUAUUGGGUAUUUUAUUGGUGCACUCGCAUUUGAACAAUACCUAUUACCGUUAUUGUUUCAAACAUUGGGGGACCAUGAACAAUUCGUUGUUCUAAAGGUGCUUGAGAUAUUCCACUUUUUUGUUAAGGAGAGGCUCAUAAACCCAGCUCAAGAAUUCAAUGUGCUCUCAGUCUAUAAGGAACUAUUGGCCAAUUCCAUCACAUUGCUUUUGCAACCAAAUGAGUGGAUCAGACAGUCUGUACUUUAUCUCAUAUUGGCUAUCAGUGAAAAUCUUCUGUACGCCGAAAGAUUUUGCUUUCUUUACCCUUUGAUCAAAUCAUACUUGUCAUAUGAUAUUUCGACAUUGGAUUGGGACACGAUGUAUCCCUGCUUGUCCAAGCCUUUAUCCAAACAAGUUUAUGAUACCUCAAUAACUUGGCUCAAUAAUGCUACGAACAGGUCAAUGUUUUGGAAGCAAACUAAGUUUUCUGCCGUACUGUCUAACGGAAAACGAAAACUCAUAUCGUUCACUAAGGAUAUGGGAAAGUCAGUUUAUGUUUCUCAAGCUAAUUCUUCCAGUACCAGCGACUCCAAACACCUGGAUAUACCAUUAUCACCGGAAGACAGACAAUGGAUUUUGAAGUUGAAAGCAGUUGGAUUGGAAGAUAAGGAUCUUUGGAAGGUUUUUGCAUUAAAAGAUCACUUUUUGAAUUUGAAAAGAGCUAGUGCUUACGCAAGCUCGAAUGAUCAGAGUGAAUUUGAACUUGCAAGCAAGGUGAACGUGCCUCCUAAGAAUAUCUUUUUUGAAGUUUGCUACAAAUCUGAGCCUAUUGCGAACAGUUCGAAAGUUAUCGAAAGCAGUUAUCAACCCUCAGAAACCUUGUCAUAUUCUGUCUAUUCAGCGAAGGAAUCCAAUUCUCUAGUCUUGCCUCACCAAGGUAAAGCGCGAGCUUCCCUCCAGACAGUGGAAACAAACGUUCUUGGAGAGAUGGAAUUCAACCACGAGAGUCUGAACUCUCGUAACAAACAUCACCACAUCCACCUGACCAACAAGAAGGCAAAUAUGACACAUAAAGUUUUCAGUGUCAAUAAUCAGAAAUUAAUUUCCGCGACCAUGAAGCACAACUUUAACGGUUCUAAUCCUUACAUUUUGAAGUAUUUGCAGAAGAUAGACUUUGAACCAACUAUAAACGACGUUUCCGAAUUUGGCAAUGUCAUUAAGAACUAUCGUGAGUCAAUGCCUCCAGGCGCAAGAGAAUUGAAGAUCCAAGGAAACCUAGUUGCACAGAUCAACGCUAACAGUAACGCCAAUAUUACGGAGGCAUUUACGAAGGUUGCAGUAUGCCCUACAUCAGAAUUCUUUGUCACUGGAUCUGAGUAUGGAAAUUUGAAGUUGUGGGAUACCGCCAAAUUGGAUAAGAACAUCACCGGAAAGAAUGCUAGCGCUGUCGUGAAUUUGAAUCUGUGCAUCACUGACAUCGUUUUCAUGCCACAUCGUUUUGUUUUUGCAGUGUCCAGCAUGGAUGGCAACAUUCGGAUCUUCAGGGUCCAUGUCACCAGAGGCAAAAACAAGAAGAUUUCCAAGUAUUCCAAGAUUGCCCUCAUCAGGUCUUGCAAAGUUGAAGAUGGAUACCCAAGAAGCCUAAGCUUUGUGACAACCAACUCAAAGACAUUGUGCCUCACAAUCACAUCCACUUGCAAGAUUGCUGCUUUUGAUGUGAUAACGAUGAACAAGGAGUUCAGUUUGCAGAAUCCACUCUAUUUAGGAGUUCCAACUACGUUUAUUGUUUCCAAAAGCGUGAGCUGGCUUUUGCUCGGUACUUCAGACGGAAUCUUAUGUCUUUGGGAUCUCAGAUUUCACAUUUUGGUUAAAGCGUGGAGAGUGAUAGUCGAUCAAGUCUCGAAGGCCAAGUCAGCUAUAAGAAAGUUGAUUGUGGUAUCUUCACCAUCAAAGGCGGACCAGAAGGGAACAUCCAACACGCAUUUUGCAAUGAUUGGAGGAAGCAACGAAUCAGACAUCACAGUUUGGGAAAUCCCCAGCUUUGAAUGCAGACAGGUUUUCAUCGCUAAUGAAAGCACCCCAAGAUUGAAACCCUACGCUUUACAGGAAGUGGAAUUGAAUAAAGAAAUGAGCGUGGAAGACAUUUUAGCUGAUCUUACUGUUGAUCAAGACCAAGAUACUAGCAGAAGCAACACUGCGCUUGCUUAUAGCGCUGGUGCUGGAGGUACUAAUCGCGAGAAUGGCUAUUACAUAACAGCUACUCAGGACAGUCGUGUGAUUUUGUGGGAUCUUGAUAAUAUCAGCAAGUCAGUGCUGCUUUUCACGAAUGGUGAAGUGAAUUUUACGAAGAACCAGAUUUCUCUGCGAUUUAGUGUGUCAUACGAAAAAGCAGUUGUGGGAACGAAACAAAAAAGCAACGAAAAUAUCCAGGGUGCGGUUCACGACACCAUUACCGAUUUGGCAAUCGUGAGCCGUCCAUACAAUAUGGUAGUGGCCGUGGAGAGAAAUGGGUCAAUUUUUGUGUUCAAGUGA
This is a messenger RNA of Sungouiella intermedia, 4458 nucleotides long. Lineage: Eukaryota; Fungi; Ascomycota; Pichiomycetes; Serinales; Metschnikowiaceae. The record is from the annotation of a GenBank genome assembly.